UGAGCGCGUCGGGCAAAUCAGAGGGUUCCCCGUGGAUAGAGGCGGUGCACCUGGUGCUGCCACCUGUCAUCCCGCGGUCCUCCUCCCAGGCCACGUGGGACGCGCUACAGGCGCCAGACGGCACAGCUGGCAUGGAGCCUAUACUGGACGGCAAAUGGGAGGCGGGCUUUAAGAGGACCAAGCGGGUGUUCUCGUGCCUGCUGCUUCUGGGCUGUCUCCUCUAUAUCGCCGCCUUUCUAUCUGGCAUCAUUGUCAACAGCACCACUGGCGCCCCUGCUGCUGCAAACACCACCAACGGCAACCCUCCUGCUGCUUUUCCUUCACAUGCUAGCAGCAGCAGCAGCAGCAGCAGUGUUGGUGGCGAU
Closterium sp. Naga37s-1 is the source of this 365-nucleotide messenger RNA. Lineage: Eukaryota; Viridiplantae; Streptophyta; Zygnematophyceae; Desmidiales; Closteriaceae. The record is from the annotation of a GenBank genome assembly.